UUUUUUUCAAAACUUCAUUUUUUCCCACUCUCGUAUUUCUCGCACUUUUGCACUUAGCCAUGAGCACAUCGAUUGACACACCACACAGCUCACAGUUAGAGGGUGAGCGCAGCCAAGGAACAGUAGUCGGCAACCCGUCGAGUAAGUUUGGUACUCACAAAGACCUGGAGCUAGUCGAAGAGCAGCGCAUUGCAAUGCUGGAAAACUUUGACAUGGAGGUUGAAGACAAGAUCCGUUCGAUGCGGGCACAGCUCGAGGCAGACAAGCAGGAGCUGAUUUUGAAGGCCGAGUGCGAGAUUGCCCAGCUCCCAAAGCACGUGCGCGAGAUGUCCUUUGGCGGUGACAUCCAUGCAGCCCUGCGCAGCGCACUGAGGGUUGACCAGCAGGGGGUAAAUGGUAUGUUUGACCUCCCCGAAAUGACCAGGACGCGAGCCCGACCCAAGGCUUAACCAUCUGGCUUCAUUACAUCACACCCUCCUCAUCGAUUUCCUUUUUUGUAUAAACACUAUCCCUCCGCUGUCUCAAUACACGUUGCUUCCAACGAGUUUGCUGUUAUCGUGCUCAUUGAAAUGUACAUGUUGGAGCAGAUGCUGGACUUGCAGCGAUAUCUGGAGCAAUGGAUGGAAUAUAGAGCAUGCCUACAGCACCAGAACUACAAAGGAAAAGAUACAAAAUGUGUGCGGGCUGCUUACUACGAUGUAGUAGCCUUCCUCUGCUCCUCACGC
Linderina pennispora is the source of this 725-nucleotide messenger RNA. RefSeq lists its product as uncharacterized. The coding region runs from base 60 to 449 and encodes 129 amino acids. The record is from RefSeq and is a predicted model, not a curated record. NCBI's taxonomy places the organism in Eukaryota, Fungi, Kickxellomycota, Kickxellomycetes, Kickxellales, Kickxellaceae. The transcript has 3 exons.